Molecule: messenger RNA, 1263 nt
Organism: Huiozyma naganishii CBS 8797
Lineage: Eukaryota; Fungi; Ascomycota; Saccharomycetes; Saccharomycetales; Saccharomycetaceae
Gene: CAR2
Product: ornithine-oxo-acid transaminase
Exons: 1
Coding region: 1-1263 (420 amino acids)
Cellular component (GO): cytoplasm
Molecular function (GO): L-ornithine transaminase activity; pyridoxal phosphate binding; identical protein binding
Source: RefSeq, a predicted model, not a curated record
AUGCUAUCUUCCGAACAGACUAUCGAGUGGGAACAGAAAUAUUCUGCACACAACUACCACCCGCUGCCAGUGGUUUUCCACAAGGCCAGUGGCGCACACGUUUGGGACCCAGAGGGCAGAGAGUAUCUCGAUUUCCUGUCUGCUUACUCCGCAGUAAACCAGGGUCACUGCCACCCGAAGAUCGUCGGGGCGCUAGUCGAGCAGGCGCAACUGUUAACGCUGUCGUCCCGUGCAUUCCACAGUGAUGCGUUUGCAGAGUUCGCCAAAUACGUCACAGAGUACUUCCAGUACGAUAUGGUUCUGCCCAUGAACACCGGUGCUGAGGCAGUGGAGACGGCUUUGAAAUUGGCCCGUAGGUGGGGGUACGAAGUGAAGGGGAUCCCCGAGAACGAGGCUAUGGUGUUGGGUGCCCAGGGGAACUUCCAUGGGAGAACUUUCGGUGCAAUCUCUCUGUCCACCGACGCAGAGGAUUCGCGCAAGAAUUUCGGGCCGUUCUUGGCAAACACCUCGGCGGUGUCCCCCCAUUCAAACGCCCCGAUCAGGUACGGUGUCAUCGAGGACUUGCAAUUGGCGUUCGAACAUCAAGGUGGGAAGCUCGCCGCAGUGAUCUUGGAACCGAUCCAGGGGGAGGCAGGGAUCGUCGUGCCACCGGAGGGUUACUUGUCCCAGGUGCAACAGCUGUGUCGCAAACACAACGUUUUGUUCAUCUGUGACGAGAUUCAAACGGGGAUUGGCCGCACGGGGAAACUGCUUUGUUCGGAACACUCCCCUGGCGUGAAACCAGACAUCGUUCUAUUGGGGAAAGCCUUGUCAGGCGGUGUCGUCCCCUGCAGUGCAGUAUUGGCAUCCCGGGAAAUCAUGCUCUGUUUUGCUCCAGGGUCUCACGGGUCCACUUUUGGUGGGAACCCAUUGGCGUCAAAAGUCGCCGUCGCUGCGUUGCAAGUGAUCAAGGACGAGAAACUAGUGGAACGUGCCGCGGAACUCGGGGAGUUGCUCCUGGGGGAGCUCCGCAGACUGCAAGAACUCUCAGGAGGCGUUAUCGCAGAGGUCCGUGGUGUUGGGCUUCUCACUGCCAUUGUCAUUGAUCAAACACGUACAAAGGGGAAAACCGCUUGGGACUUGUGUCUUGCGAUGCGCGAACACGGUGUCCUAGCCAAACCAACCCACGACAACAUCAUCAGACUCGCUCCACCGCUCGUCAUUUCCAAGGAGGACCUCCUUCGCGGUUGUAAAGCCAUCGAGGCGGCCCUCAACACUCUCUAG